This is a messenger RNA of Micromonas commoda, 1962 nucleotides long. RefSeq lists its product with no specific name. The transcript has 4 exons. NCBI's taxonomy places the organism in Eukaryota, Viridiplantae, Chlorophyta, Mamiellophyceae, Mamiellales, Mamiellaceae. The coding region runs from base 1 to 1767 and encodes 588 amino acids. The record is from RefSeq and is a predicted model, not a curated record. Gene Ontology annotation, biological process: regulation of DNA-templated transcription.
AUGUCGAUCGCGACGGACAAGCAGCAGCCGCCGCAGCCGCCGCCCAAAGGAGGCGGAGGCGUGUUCAAGAACGCGGCCCUGCAGGUUUUGCGCAAGGAACGCCGCCUCAUGUCGACCGGAGAAGUGACGCGGACCGCGAUCCGCAUGGGGAUCAUCGGGAGCCUCCCGGGGAAGACCCCGGAGGCUACUAUGGCCAGCGCGCUCUACACGGACAUCAAGAAGUGGAAGGAUGGCAAGGCUGGGUCCGUGUUCUGCCGACCGCGCGAAGGGCUGUUCGGCCUGCGCGAGUGGGCGGACGACGAAGAGCUCGCCGAGCUCGUCGCGGGACACGAGGAUGCCCUCCCGACGGUUAAGCGCCCUCGGUCGCCCACGAGAAACGGCGAAAAGUUUGGCCGCCGCCGCCCGGGCUCGUCGUCCGACUCGGACUUUAAGGGUUUGUUCAAGGAUGGGGCGGCGAUCAGGCGCAAGGGGAAGGGGAUCAAGGGCGCGCACGAUUCGGACUCGGAGGAUUCGGAGUUUCCCGCGGUGGCGAUGAACCUGCACAGGGCGGGGUUCAGCGUGCACCAGGGCGGCGGCGGCGGCGGCGGCGGCGGCGGGGGCGCGGCGGUCCUGGGCGUCGACACCGCGCCCGAGCUCCUGAUGCUGCUCAACGCGGCGGAGGAGCUCGAGAUGACGGAGAACCCGCACGCCAACGUGUUCCGGGGGGUCAAGAGGAAGGCUGCUCGGGACGUGAUCGGCUCGGGGGGUAUCGCGCCCGAUAUGAUGAACGGUUUGAACAACCCCAUGGCGGCGCUGCAGAUGCAGCUGCAAUUGCAGCAACAGCAGCAGCAACAGCAGCAGCAGCAGCAGCAGCAGCAGGACUGGCAGCAGCAUCAGCAGCAGCAGGCGAUGAUUGGCGGGAUGGGCGGCGCCCUGGGCGGGAUGAACAUGCAAGACAUCCUUGCCGCGCAGUUCCAGCUGGCGCAGCAGCAGCAGCAGCUCGCCCAGCAGCAGCAGCAGCAGCAGCAGCAGCAGCAACAGCAACAACACCAGCAAGGUGGAGUGCACCCGGUCGAGGCCGCGAUCAUGAUGGCGCGCCAAAUGCAGGCGGCGCAGGGGCAGUUUGGCGCUCAAGCGCAGCUUCCCCAGCAGCAGCCGCCGCCGCAGCGGCAGCAGCUCGACCUCGCGCAGUGGCAGCAGAUCAUCGCCGCGCAGCAGCAGGCGCAGCAGCAGUUCGUCGCGGCGCAGUCGGCUGCGGCGGGGUGGGGCGGCGCGACCGCGGCGGCGGCGUCCGCCCCGGCGAGCAUCGCCGAACCCUCCGUCCCCGCCCCCGUCGUCGGAGCGCCCGAGCCCGAGCCCCCCGGCGUAACUGCCGGCGGAAACGGAGCCACCGCGGAGUUGGACGCGUUCAUCCAGCAGCUCGCCACCCGAGCCGCGGAGCUCUACGCGCAGCUCGGUCCGCACGCCACCGUGGUUCAGACGCUCACGACGUUGGUGGUGGCGUGUCACCGGGGGGGGUACAAGCGGGACGCGGAGUUGGCCGCGGGACAGCUGUGGGAGGUUAUCCGAGCGAGCAGGUUCCCGGGUGGCGUCGGCGAAACCCCGGAGGGCAUCGCCGUGUUGAGGGCGCAGCUCGGGGCGAUGAUGGACCAGGCUCUGGGCGCGGAGGGGGCGGCGAUGCUCGCCGCGGCUGGCGCGGGCGGUGACGAGUCGGGAUUGGCGGCGGCGGCGGCGGCGGCGGCGCAGUCGACGCAGUACGCCGCCAACGCCCGCGUCGGCGCGCACUGACGAUCAAACCUCAUUGUGACAACCGACACAAAUGCGGCGCGGCCCGCUUGAUUUCGUCGGAGGACGAACGAACGAGGGACGAAUCUUGAGCGUCGACGAGAGGUUUAGCCAAACCCUAAACCGUCGACGACGGACUCGCGACGAACCUUGUAACGAACGAAAGAACGAACGCGCGACGAACGCGUAAUGAAUGAA